CGACACGCCUGCUACGACUCUCCUUUGCCUCUCGAAUCCUGAUACUCCUCCUCCUCCGCUUUCUCUCCAUCCCAAAGUACAUACUUAAACACCUCUUGUAUUCCAGCUAGCUGUACGACCCUUCGCCACAGCUCUCACGAUGUCGUUUAUGGGUGGCGCCGAAUGCUCGACGGCCGGCAACCCGCUGAGCCAGUUCACAAAGCACGUCCAGGAUAACAAGUCGCUGCAACGAGACCGGCUGGUCGGGCGGGGGCCUGGUGGGCUGCAAGAGGGCAUGCGGAGUCAGGCCAUGGGCGGAGGUCAAGACAAUAUGAUGAACGAAUUCCUAAACCACCCGAGCCAGCUCCCCCAAGGCCCAAACCCCGCCUCCCCCUUCGCCAUGGAGCAGAUGCGGCGAGAACUCGAGCGUACAAGCCAGCGGACAGGCUCGCCGGCGUGGGCCGCAGAGUUCGAUCCCGGCGUCCAGGGACCUGCGGCUAUGGACCCGGGAAUGCAGGGCCCCAGGUCGGCGGGGUUCAAUCCGGCCGAGUUUGCAAAGUAUGAGCACAUGAAUGCGACCGCGCGAGCGGCGAGUCCGAGCAUGGCAUCCCAGGCGGGCAUGAUGGGCUACCAGAGACCUAUGUACGGUGGCGGGAUGGGCAUGGGCAUGGGCGGAAUGGGUAUGGGCAUGGGCGGGAUGGGCAUGAUGCAACAACCCUACCAACAGCCCAUCCAGGCCGAGGGCAAGGGCAAAGGACGAAUGGUGGAGCUCGACGACAAGGACUGGGAAGCGCAGUUUGCGCAGAUGGAGUCGACGGACACGAAGGACCUGGAUGCGGAGGCCAACGCGGCUAUGGAGGCGGAGCUGAACGAUAUGGACAGGCAACUUGCCGACGAGGAGAACUUCGUCGAUGGCAUGCACAUGGGCGAUCUCGACCAGUGGGAGGGCUUCGACGGCCUGAAUACACACAGUGCGAUGCGGGAUCCGCAACUGGGCGAGUACCUAUUCGAGAACGAAAACCUGUUCAAAGACGUGUCGAACCCGUUCCAAGAGGGUGUCCGGAUAAUGGACGAAGGCGGCAACCUCUCGCUCGCCGCCCUCGCCUUCGAAGCCGCCGUCCAAAAGGAUCCUCAACACGUCGAAGCCUGGACGAAGCUCGGCGCCGCACAAGCCCAGAACGAAAAGGAGCAACCCGCCAUCCGCGCUCUCGAGCAAGCCCUCCAGCUCGACCCCUCCAACCUCGAAGCUCUCAUGGGCCUCGCCGUCUCCUACACCAACGAAGGUUACGACAGCACCGCUUACCGCACCCUCGAGCGCUGGCUCGCAACCAAGUACCCCUCCCUCAUCAAAGAACCCCUCUCCUCCGGCGCGGACAUCGGCUUCACAGACCGCCAGAUGCUGCACGAAAAAGUCACCAACCUCUUCAUCGAAGCCGCCCAGCUCUCGCCCUCGGGGGAGCAGAUGGACCCCGACGUCCAAGUCGGCCUGGGCGUCCUCUUCUAUGGCGCUGAGGAGUACGAGAAAGCCGUCGACUGCUUCGGCGCGGCCCUCGCAUCCACAGAGUCCGGCACAACGAACCAGCAAAACCAACUCCACCUCCUGUGGAACCGCCUCGGCGCGACCCUCGCCAACUCCGGCCGCAGCGAGGAGGCCAUCGACGCGUACGAGCGCGCCCUCGCGCUGCGCCCGAAUUUCGUGCGAGCGAGGUAUAACCUCGGCGUCUCGUGCAUCAACAUCGGCUGCUUCGCCGAGGCGGCGCAGCAUCUCCUCGGCGCGCUUGCGAUGCACAAGGUCGUGGAGAAGGAAGGCCGCGAGCGCGCGCGGGAGGUGGUGGGCGAUGCGGUCAAUGAGGUGGAGCUGGAUCGCAUGAUCAGCCAGAACCAGAGCACGAACCUGUUUGAUACGCUGCGGCGGGUGUUUAGCCAGAUGCAGCGGCGGGAUUUGGGGGAUUUGGUCGGGCCGGGGAUGGAUGUGGAGAGGUUUCGGUCUGAGUUUGAGUUUUGAACGCGGGGCGGGUGAGGAGGUGCUGGGGAAUGGGGAUGUGCCAUUUGGGAAGAUGGGGCUAGAGUUGGAGAAGGCGAGGGUGUAUGCUAAGGAGGAAGAGGAGUUGGGCGACUCCUGCCUCUGGGGCUGGCGAAGCCUAGAUGACCGCCGUAACUGUGCUUGGAACCUUCACGGUGGCAGCGACGUAUAGGAUGAAUGUACAGCGGAAAAGGGACGGCGUUUGCAUUGCUGGUGUUCUGGGUGCUGGGUGUAAGUAUUGGGAGAGACCCCCCCCCGUGUAGAUACGGGGCGGAUGUAGGAAAGCUGAGCAGAUAUUGGCUGUAGAAAGCUAUGAGAUAUGACCAGAGGAUGGGGCUCAGAUGAGCUUGCGGGAGG
Messenger RNA from Mytilinidion resinicola, 2359 nucleotides. RefSeq names its product peroxisomal targeting signal receptor. Gene Ontology annotation, molecular function: protein binding. Gene Ontology annotation, biological process: protein import into peroxisome matrix, docking. Gene Ontology annotation, cellular component: peroxisomal membrane; cytosol. Lineage: Eukaryota; Fungi; Ascomycota; Dothideomycetes; Mytilinidiales; Mytilinidiaceae. Bases 140 to 1984 code for a protein of 614 amino acids. The record is from RefSeq and is a predicted model, not a curated record. The transcript is spliced from 3 exons.